AUGAACUCGAAUAAUUUAUUACAACCCAGUUCAGCAAUGACUACUACGAACACGAAAUUUGGCAAUACACUCACCACUCCCAUGAGUCCGGUGUUCACUUCCGACGCGAGUGGAUCUGGCGGAUCUGCUCUCUCUCAACUACAACCUGGAUUGGCAGCCUCGUUGAAUCCAGAGUCCUCCGAUUCCAUGUUAUUCUAUGCAACACAAGCGUUGGAUAGGCAGAACAAGUUGUUGCAAUUUGUAGAUACAUUCAAAUUUAAUAUAACCGAAUAUGUCAAAAGUUUACAAAGUUCAAAGAAAUCAUUGGAUCCCAUUGAUGAGGCAGUUUCAACGUUGGACGUGAGAGAUCAUCGGGAAUUGCAAAGUUUCUUAUCGUUAAUACAUCAUGCUUCCGUUCAGACGGCUCAUCAAAAUGUAGUCAUGCAAGAGCGACUGGAACGAUUGAAAUCCAAAGAUUUGGAUACUUUUGAAAAAUCAUGGAAACUCAUUCGAGAUUUUACUCAGCAGUAUGUCAAAUCGACCAAAAAGACCAUCAAAAAGAGAAAAAAGCAACCACCUUCAAAGAAUGAUCAAGUGCGAGACAUUAAGGAAAAUAGAGGACUGAAAAAGAAAAUAUAUGAAGGAAUGGAUGAAAUGAGAAGCAUCUUGGAAGAGUAUGUUCAUACACAACUCUUUUAUCACAGCAAGUGUUUAGAAAUGUGGGCAUGUGUAUGGGAAGAAGCCCACAGAAAUCGAAAAGAUGAAGUGGCUCGAAGAAAAGAAGAAGACGAGGAAGAAGACGAACGAUUGUCACAACUCUUAAAAGAAACAUCCUCAGUUCUUGCACAACAAUAA
This is a messenger RNA of Naegleria lovaniensis, 834 nucleotides long. RefSeq lists its product as uncharacterized. The transcript has a single exon. The coding region runs from base 1 to 834 and encodes 277 amino acids. Lineage: Eukaryota; Heterolobosea; Eutetramitea; Acrasida; Naegleriidae. The record is from RefSeq and is a predicted model, not a curated record.